Notolabrus celidotus (New Zealand spotty) is the source of this 3341-nucleotide messenger RNA. RefSeq names its product receptor (TNFRSF)-interacting serine-threonine kinase 1, like (gene ripk1l). Lineage: Eukaryota; Metazoa; Chordata; Actinopteri; Labriformes; Labridae. The transcript has 11 exons. Gene Ontology annotation, molecular function: protein binding; ATP binding; JUN kinase kinase kinase activity. The record is from RefSeq and is a predicted model, not a curated record. Gene Ontology annotation, biological process: protein phosphorylation; signal transduction. Bases 133 to 2163 code for a protein of 676 amino acids.
UCGUGUGGCUAGUUUCGAUUUGCUCAAGAAGAACCUCGCAGACUUCCCGGAACUACAAACAAAGUGGUCUACGUGGAUUGUACAAGACUUUCGGGUAACAGUUUCACUCCUGUUUGUGUUAAUAGUGAAGGGAUGGCCACCGCGCCACAGACUUCACUGCAAAUGAGAUCGACUGAUCUCAUCAAAAAAGAACCCCUUGCUUACGGAGGAUUUGGAGAAGUUUACUUGUGUUACCAUGUAACCCUCGGACAGGUGGUGUUGAAGACUAUGUAUACGGGUUCCCUUCGCAAUGAGGAGAGUAAAAGGUCGCUGCUGGAAGAGGGGAAUAUCAUGGCAAGCCUGAACCAUGAGCGGGUGGUGAAGCUGCUGGGUGUGAUCAUGGAGGAUAAAGACUGCUCACUAGUAAUGGAGCUCAUUCCCAGAGGAAACUUGUUUGUCAUGCUCGAAAUGGUUUCUGUACCAAUAUCAAUAAAGGGCAGGAUCAUUUUAGAGAUCUUGGAAGCGAUGGUGUACCUCACAGAGAGACACGUUGUACACAAGGACAUCAAGCCGGAAAAUAUCUUAGUGGAUAAGGAUUUUCACAUCAAGAUUGCAGACCUGGGCCUGGCCACCUGCCAGACAUGGAGCAAACUCACAAGAGAAGAGUCUCGAAGGAAGAGUCGAAUGGGUCUGUCAGCCGGAGCGAGAGGGGCUGGCACACUCAGCUAUAUGGCCCCUGAGCACCUGGAGAGUAUACACACACCCUCCACUGAGAAGUCUGAUGUUUACAGCUUUGCUAUUGUGGUGUGGGUCAUCCUCACAGGGGAAGAACCAUAUGCAAAUGCCAGGAGUGAAGACCAAAUGAGCCAGUGUGUCCGAAAGGGUGACAGACCGACAGACGACCUUUUACCAGAGGACACACCUGUAGAGAUUAUUGAGCUAAUGAAGAGGUGCUGGGACCACAAUCCAAUGCUACGCCCAACAUUUCAAGAGGCCUACAACCUGUUCUUACCUUUCUACACGGAAAAGCUUGAACCACGCGUAGAAGAAGAUCUACUUCAGUUAAGGAAAUCAUAUGAAGGCCCAGAGGACCUUGUCGAGAAGAUGAAGUCUUUAUCGAUGACCUAUGAGUGUUUGUCAGCAGAUAGCCCAGCUCCUUUGGUGAGUUCAGACAGAGGUGCAUCUGUGCCAGUCGAAGCCAGUAUUGAGGACCUGCAUGGACACCACUAUGAGCCAUGUGACGUGUCUGUGCAGGCGGAUGCAAAAGCAUCCUGCAACCCUUCAGCUCUGGAAGAGAAACUGGAUCGGGAGCUUCAGUACCACAUGCGUGGUAGCUAUAACUGUGAGAACCAGCCUGAAGCUGGAAACUGCCUCCGACAAAACAGCUCAAACCCUUUCCUGCAAAACAACCACAGCUCUACUGAUCACGCCAUAAUGCAACCGGAACAAGACAAAGCCUCUUGUGCAUCCUCGGUCCAUUCUUGGACCAAAGCUGAGCCGGUUCAACCCACAAGCCAGGAAGAGGCCUGGUAUCCCCCAACUGCUGGUCUCUAUGACUCCAUGAAUUCUUCACACAUGCCAACUUCUGUCAGCACCCCCUGUCUACCACAGUUUAACCAGCAACACCCAAACUCCCACUAUGACCGCCAGCAGUCCUGGCCAGUUUACCCAGUGUCUGACACCUCCGCACCUGACAUGAGUCCUGGGCGUCUUCUGGCACCAUCCAAGGGCAACUCGCUACAAGAUCAAGGACCUCUUUUCAUCCAGAAUGCCAGCGGGAUCCAGAUUGGGAGCAACAACACGAUGAGUAUCAGAGGUUACGACUCCACCAACAGUUUGCUGUCUCAAUCUGGCUCAGCUAACUCUCGAAUCAAAGAGGGCCUUCUGAUAUAUGAGGACCACGCUGUGACCGAGGAGCACCUGGAUCUGCUGCGGGAAAACAUCGGGAACAAAUGGAAGCGCUGUGCACGGCGUCUGGGUCUGACCACCGUAGAAGUAGAGACAAUUGAGCACGACUGUUACCGCGACGGCCUGCCAGAGAUGGUGCACCAAAUGCUGGAUCGUUGGAAAAUGAAGGAGGGAAGCAUCGGCUGCACGAUUGGGAAGCUUUGUCGAGCUCUGGAGGGCAACAUAAAGGUAGAUAUCAUCCAGAAAAUAUUGGACACCUGCGGACUUCAUUCUUAAGUUCAUAAACUUCGGCAGAACUGCGUCAUUCCCUCUACAUGACUUUCUGUACGCGAUGGAAACAUUUUCACUCAGCCUUGACCAAAAAGAAGAAAUCGCUUUGGACUUUGUUAGCUAAGGGAUUAAAGCAAGCAAAGAAUGUCGUACGAGUUGGUCAGAGCUAGAGCACGACUUAUGUAAUGUUUGACCCAGAUUGUUGUCCACACUGGAAUGGCAGAUAUCUAUUAGAGACAGCACUCUUCUGAUUCCCUGUGGAAAGUCAUAGCACAGCAAAGGUCCGUUAUUUUAGUCGUCCUAGUCCCUAAAAUUAAAACCUGUUUUAAGUCUCAUUUCAGUCUGGCUCUGGUGAAAGCUUUUGAAAACUCAGCAGCUUAACUGAGCUGUAUCUUUGCAGAAUGAAAAUCGUGGUUACUCAUGUUAAUCUCAGAGAACACUGUCUAUCAUGUUUAUAAUGUCCCUGGAAGCGUGCUAAACAGACUGGUUUUCUUUUAGUCUCAACUCUCAUUGUAGUUAGGCUACAUUUUCAAAAGACUUCAUUAACUUUGUCUACCAAACUCAUCCUGAUGAGUAGGAGUUAUAAUCUUGUCAUCAAAUUUCAAAAUCUUCAAAAUUAAUUUUUAAAUUUACUCUGACAAAGUCCAGGUCUGAAAAGUAACUUUUCUUUAUGUGUGAUAUUGCAAGCUUCUGUUGUUACAAAUGAUAUUUUUAAUACAAUCACUGCUAAGAAAUGUUUGUCUGAUUGUGUUUUGAGUCUUUGAGUUUUUAUAAUAAGGACAAAUCAAAUAGUGAAUGGUAAACAUUUAUUCUGGUUCAAUGUGAACAACAAAUUAGUCUAAACACAGAAAGGUGAAAGCGAAAUAAAUGAAAUGGGGAUAUCACAUGCGUAUUAUGUGUCCAGCAGGGGUCAGUAUACGAUCAGUUUUAUGAGUCUCUGUUGGACUCGUGUAUCUUAAUGCAGUGAGCCUUUAGGAUGCACUUUAUCAAGUGUUUUUAAUGACAGGCAUCAAUUUAAGAUCAUGUCUUGGUGUUGGGUUCAUGUUUUUUUUCUUUUCUUUUUUACUCUCAUUGAUUUAUUGAAUGUAAUUUCUUGCAGACAUGACAAAGUUUUACUCAGCAUGCAGCAUCACAAAGUCCAAGCCAUUUUGACUUUCUGAAUAAACUAUGUUACUUUUAUAAAA